AUGAAUCGGACGCUUCGACUCUUUGCAUCCGCCUCCUCUGCGAGCGGAGCAUCAUCCUCUGCCUGGGCUGGAAGACCCAGCAGCCACGCAGCCAGUCAGACGUACCUCGUCGUAGCCCACGAUGCGCGUGGCGCAGACAUCAUGGCGAAGCGUCUGGCUGUGCGCGAGAAUCAUUUGGAGGGAGCGAGACGGGGCAAGCGCGAUGGCAGGAUCCGUGAGUGUCUAUGAUGAGGUGUAGUGAGAGCGCAAAAGGAAAGCUGCAGAGCUCAUCGAGCAUCUCGUUUACACUGGGCUUGCCAUGCAGUGCUUGGUGGUGCGAUCCUAAGCCGCGACUUUUCCGAGCUGAGCGAAGAGGGGCCAAAGGGAGCCAUGGCGGGUAGCGUCAUGCUGGUCAGAGGCGAGGUGAGUUGAAGCGGAAAAAAAGUGUCACAGCUGCACCGAUUAUGGAGCUGACUCUGGACUAUUGCAUGGGCAUGACGACGCACAUCCAGUCCGUUGCAGAGGUUCGAUCGCGCAUCGCGCAAGACCCGUACGUGACUGGAGGCGUGUGGGAUCCGAACAACAUUAGCGUUCACCCCUUCGCAGAAGCGCCGCUUGUGGCCGUCUCUUCUGAGCUCUCGACCAGUUCGGAUGUGACCUUUGGACCGUCGCGCAGUCAACACUAUUCUGCCUUGGAUGCGGACGCCGAGCUGGCAGAUGCGAUCGCCAAAAGGGCUGCCGUCGCCCGAGACCAGCCUGCUCCCUCGCUCGGGCUGGACUUGGCAUCUUUGCGCAACGCUGCAGCCGCAACGCUGCAGAGCGGUGAAGGCGGUGUGGCCAGCAGCAGCAACAGCAGCCGCUCGACCAAGUCGCCGAGAGCCAAAGGUUCACGAAGCGCUAGAGCGCAGAAGAGGUCGCAGAGUGUCAAUGCUGCUGGCGCUGCUGCUGCUGCUGCCGCUACGCCUGCCACACCUGCCACACCUGCUCAUACGCUGGGACAACUUCGAGGAGAAGCUGCCAAAGCUGCUGCGGCUGCCAACAUGACCCUGUCCCAGUUGCGCACCGUCCACACCAAGACGGGCUGA
Messenger RNA from Ceraceosorus bombacis, 1064 nucleotides. NCBI's taxonomy places the organism in Eukaryota, Fungi, Basidiomycota, Exobasidiomycetes, Ceraceosorales, Ceraceosoraceae. The record is from the annotation of a GenBank genome assembly.